Molecule: messenger RNA, 4927 nt
Organism: Marchantia polymorpha subsp. ruderalis
Lineage: Eukaryota; Viridiplantae; Streptophyta; Marchantiopsida; Marchantiales; Marchantiaceae
Source: the annotation of a GenBank genome assembly
GGGCGGGCGGGCGGGCGGGUACUUGUGCUUGAGCUUGAGCUUGCGGGGAGGGGACUGCGACGCCGAGGAGGGGAGAGGAGAAGAAGAGAACCGAGGGAAGGAAAGGCGAGGAGAAAGGAGAACGGAGAACGGGAAGGGAAGGGAGAGCGGUGCUUCCCUGUGCUGGUCUUAGUUUUUGUCGUGGUCCGCUCACCUUCCUCUGCUCUGUGCACAACUCGAUAUACCAGACCUUACAGGCGGAGUGAUUGUGCGCUCGCCUGCUUCAAUCUCGCGCUGCUGCUGCUGCUGCUGUGUGCUGCGCUGCGCUGCGCUGCACUUCGCUUGGCCCUUGGCCUGGGGGCUCUCGCGCACCAGCUUACAUUCACAUCACGCUCACUGCGCUCCUACUGCCUGAGUCUCCGAGAGUCUGACCCACCGUCGUGGGAAGCUAUCCUAGCCUCUCGCUGCCCCGGGCUUUGUCGCAGGGCCCGGUAGCUGCUGCCGGGAGUGAGUCCAUUUCUCUCGAUGGUCAUCGGUGCGAUUGUGGAUCCAUUCGCUCGGGCGUCUUGACUGCCCCGGCCAGCCAUUGCUGCGGCAGACCAUAGCGGAGUAGCCUCGGGUUGUACAGGAAAUCAGGGGACCAAGGUUCGGCUCUGCCAGUGGGGUGCGCAAACGAGAAUGCCUCCGAUGAGGUUGUCGACCGAGUGACGCUACGCGAAGGCAUCGUGCGCGAGGGCAGCGAGGACUCUCUGGUGCUUGCACUGGAGGCGGGCAAAUGGAAUGGAAAUGGACGUCGGGAUGCAGUGAGAGUUAGGUCGCGGACGGGAGUGUCUCGUUGUGGCGCAUGCGACGGUAGGGGAGGGGGGCUCCCAAAGGAGCUGAACGAUGGGAAGCAUUGACGUGGGACGGCCCCCCGAUGGUGAUUCUUGCAGUGAUGAGGAUGAGAGCUCCGUCUUGAGUCGAGCGGAGCGGGACCUGCAAGCUGAUUCCCCCCAUGAGCCUGUACACUGGAUCCCCCGAGCUAUCUCGUUCCGCCAGUUCUCUCCUCGCACUCCGAGGACCAGAACUGGCGGUAUGCAGGGCGGUGGAGGUGCAGGCUUGCAUGUUGUAGUCACCCGUCCGCUGGUGGUGAAGUUGACUAAAGAAGUUGUUGAGACUUACCAGCUCUGCAACCCGACCUUCACAUAUUCCGUCACAUUUAAUCCCAAACGAUAUUUGACCAAUCCUUCCACGGGAGUGUCCAAUGGUGGUCUGGAUAAUGUGAACUCGGAUCUCAUACUUUACGUCAAUGGCAUUCUUCAUAACGCCGAUUACAACCGCAGGUACAUAGUGAAGGAUAUGUUGGGGCAAGGCACUUUUGGGCAAGUCUGCAAGUGCUGGACCGAUGAUUCCAGCAAUUAUGUUGCUGUCAAAGUGAUAAAAAAUCAGCCUGCAUAUUUUCAUCAAGCUCAAGUUGAAAUUGGAAUCUGCCACAUGCUCAACCACCAGUAUGAUCCACGAGAUACUCACAACAUUGUUCGCAUCCUUGACCACUUCGUGUACGAGGGUCAUCUGUGCCUUGUCUUUGAACUUCUUCAAGCUAACCUGUUCGAGUUGCUAAAGCUCAACCAAUUCAGGGGUUUGUCGAUGACACUUGUGAGGAGUUUCACUAGACAGAUGCUGGAGGCUCUCAUGGUUUUACGGGAUGCAUGUGUUAUACAUUGUGACCUGAAACCGGAAAAUAUCCUGCUACAGAGUUUGGAGGCUGCUGAAAUUAAACUGAUUGAUUUCGGCUCAGCUUGUACGGAAAAUCGCACAGUCUAUUCGUAUAUACAGAGUCGUUUCUACCGAUCUCCAGAGGUUCUUCUUGGUCACCAGUAUACAACUGCCAUCGAUAUUUGGUCGCUAGGCUGUGUUGCUGCCGAGCUAUUCCUAGGGCUACCCCUGUUCCCAGGCGCCUCAGAAUACGACCUGCUGCAGCGCAUGAUCGAGACGCUAGGAAGUCAACCUCCUGACCACGUUUUACGCAACGCUAAACAUUCAAGCAAAUUUUUUAAACAUACAAGCGCUGCUCCAGUUUCGGGAAUUGGUAGUAGCGAAGGGCAGAACUCAGUGUAUCAGUUUUUAAACGAAGCAGAAUUUGAAGCGAGAGAGCAAAGGAAACCAGCUCUUGGGAAAAGAUACUUCGCUCAUAGGAAACUGGACGAUAUCAUUGUCAACUAUCCGUUAAGGAGACGAAUGACCCCAGAAGAAAUUGACGCAGAAACACAAAUCCGUGUUGCAUUUAUCGACUUUUUGAAGGGCCUUGUGAACUUCGAUCCAGUUAGUCGCUGGACCCCACGGCAGGCACUUCAACAUCCAUUCCUUACUGAAGCGGCUUUCAGCGGCCCCUUCAGGCCACCUCCAGAGACGCCCCGAAGACCUGUUGGUCAUGGAAUGGCGGUUGAGCACAAUCCUGUUUCAGGUCAUUGGUUUGGGGCAGGACUUUCUCCUCAAGUUAAUCAUGGCAUGCGGUACAACACGCAGUAUCAAGCGACUCCAUUCUCAUUUGCCAGCAGUUAUGGAAGUAUUGGUAGCUACGGAAGCUAUGGAGAUAGUGCUGGUUUAGGUAGUAGCUAUGGAAGCUAUGGCGACUCUUCAGGAAUGUACAUGAGUUAUCCUACGACACCGGUCGCAGGAGUAAACACUCCAAAUCAAGGAGGCUCAGCGGCUGCUGCUCUUGGCGUAAGCCCAGACACAUAUCGCAGAAUGCACUCAUGUGUCCCAAAUUUACCGCAGACUCAACUUGGGAUGAGCCCUUCUUCUAGUGGUUUUCGGGCUAUGUCUUUGGGAGCAAGUCCUUCGCACUCUCAGUUUGCAGCUUCUCCAGGUUCCCAGUUCCAUGGGUCGCCUAGUUCUUCGUUUCACCCCUCACCUAGUUCCAAUUACCAAGCAUCUACGAGUUCCCAAUAUCUGGGGUCCCCUGCCUCUCAGUUUCUCACGUCCCCCAGUUCACCUUCUCAAGGUUCCCCCAGUAGAUAUGGCCCUACUUCUCCUGCUCGCACAGGUGUUGGUGCAAGUGGCUUAGGCAAAGGGGCUCAAUACAAGAUGACCAAGCGAAGGCCAUGGGAACAAAGGUUGCCAGUUUCCAAUCCAAACGCACACGAUCUCAUGGCAGCACAUCGACAGCGUCUCCAUCAACAGAAUGCCAAUGGGAACGAAGCAGGAAGUCGAGGUGUAUCAUCUCAAGGUCCCCCACACCUUCCUCAUCGGAGGCAUAGGAGUAAUGCAGGUCCUCAUCUUCCUCCGUCAUCUAAUUCGUAUGCGCCUGGCUCCUUGGGAGCUUUUUUAAGCUCACCUGAUACAGUGUCAGAAGUAGGGGAAGAUAUCUCUCCUCCUCCGGAUCCCGGCGACUGGGAUCCAAAUUACAGUGAUGAUUCUUUAUUAGAUGAUUCAUUGGAUGCAUCAGCUUCAACUGUUCCCCCGUUGGAUUUGAACGAAGUGGUAAGUGGAGUGUCCAGGCUUGGUCCUAGUUCUUAUUCAGGACCAGGACAAGGGAUUGGCUCAGCUUUAAUCCCAUACCAACACGUGCACGGCAGUGUGACCAGUGGACAGUCCAGAUUAAACGGGACAGUGCAAGGACAAGUGCCUAUGGGCAGUAAUGUAGAGGCCAACGUCAAUACUCCUCAGAGUUCUUCUCAUGGUCUUCAACCAGGCUUUCCUCGGAAUUCUUCCAAGCAUGGGCCUUAUGCUCCUCAGCAGACUUCACCUAGCAGAUUGGGUCCCCAGACUACCCAAAUACCACAGCAGCACCGACCGCAGCUUCAGUCUCAUCAAUCUGCUGCACAACAACAUACACCAGAUGUUUCUCCUAGUAUUGGAACUACUCGUGGUCAGAUGGUAGGCGAUCCAGGGAAUAACGGUCCCGUGGGACUUCUGCCUUCACCACAGAGGGACACAAGGGGUGGAUAUCCACAAAAUCCUAGAGUUCCAGGAAAUAGUGGUCUCGGUGUCGUCAUUGGUCUUCCAGGAGUUGGGUCAAACGCUGGCCCUGCUGGUACAGGUUUUCACAUGAUCACAGGCUCUUGGCUUCCAAAUGUGGUCCAGGAGCAGCAUUUGUCUCAAGUAGCAGAUCCUUCAUCUCCAUUACCUCCUUGGGUUCCCCCUGGGUACCCUCUACCUUAUGCACAAAAUUUGUUACCACAUGAUUUCUCAACUCUGGGAGCGCGCCCUGGUCAUUCACUGGUGGUGGUUAGUAGGCCCCUUCCUCCCACGGGUCCUAACAGGGGAAAUUAUGGCAGCAGGAGAUCGGGUUGAUAAUUUGAUGUUUACAUUGCGCCUUUGAAAAUUUAAAGGAUCAGAUUAUUGUUUACUGACUUCGACAUCUCCAAUAAUACCUGGCAAUUUAUAUGGCUUUCUGGAGAUACUUCCUUGCACUGGUCAACCACAUAUUCUUGCACAAAUAAAGCAAGGGUUUCAUAAGCUUGGAUGAUUGGAGGGCAUGAUGGCAGCACAUGCCUGAUUGGUUCCGUGUUGUUGGCGGCUCAUGCUUUGAGUAUCUAUUGGACUGCUCUUCUCCAUGACAGGUAGCUGACUAGCUGCAAAUCCACAGUAGGAACCAAAACCUUACAAGACCUCCGGUUGUAAGUUUAUUGCAGUUACUUGUAUUGCCUUACAACCACUCUAUCGUUUAGGUUUUGUGACCUUUUUCUCUCACACGCUUUUUCUUUAAUUUUUUCCCUGUUCUUAUGGUCUCUGGAAACAAUUGGACGCGAACUGGUGUUUUGCUACUUCUAGCACCUAAAAUUUAUUUCUACUGGACUAUCCAGUGCAAGAUUGUUUGGCAAAUGAUCUUGCUGGUAUCUGUAUGGAGUUUUCUUUGGUUUAUCAUUUUUUAAUUGCUUUAAGUAAACACGAAUCGGUCUUUUUUUCUUUUCUUUUAUCACAUUCCACAUUCUUUCUAGUUUUACUUGCUAGUGCUAGGUGUGAG